AUGUCCAACAGCAGCAUCCCCACUGAGUUCCUCCUCCUGCCAUUCGCAGACACACGCGAGAUGCAGCUCCUGCACUUCGGGCUCUUCCUGGGCAUCUACCUGGCUGCCCUCAUGGGCAACGGCCUCAUCCUCACAGCCAUCGCCUGUGACCACCACCUCCACACCCCCUUGUACUUCUUCCUCCUCAACCUCUCCCUCAUUGAUCUGGGAUCCAUCUCCACCACUGUCCCCAAAGCCAUGGCCAACUCCCUCUGGGACACCAGGACCAUUUCCUAUGCAGGCUGUGCUACUCAAUUCUUCUUUUUUGUUGUGUUUGUCACCGCAGAGUUUUAUCUUCUCACCAUCAUGGCCUAUGACCGCUAUGUUGCCAUCUGCAAACCCCUGCACUACGGGACAAUAAUGGACAGCAGAACUUGUGUCAACAUGGCAGCAGCUGCCUGGGGCAGUACUUUUCUCUAUGCUGUGCUGCACACCACCAAUACCUUUUCCCUUCCCCUCUGCCAAGGCAAUGUCCUGGACCAGUUCUUCUGUGAAAUUCCCCAGAUCCUCAAGCUCUCCUGCUCAGAUGCCUACCUUCAGGAAAUUGGGCUUCUUGUUCUUAGCGCUAUUUUAGCAUCUGGCUGUUUUGUUUUCCUUGUGCUGUCCUAUGUGCAGAUCUUCAGGGCCGUGCUGAAGAUGCCCUCAGAGCAGGGCCGGCACAAAGCCUUUUCCACAUGCCUCCCUCACCUGGCCGUUGUCUCCCUGUUUCUCAGCACUGCCAUUUUUGCCUACCUGAAGCCCUCCUCCAUCUCUUCCCCAUUCCUUGAUCUUUUGCUGGCAGUUCUGUACUCGGUGGUGCCUCCAGCAGUGAACCCUCUCAUCUACAGCAUGAGGAACAAGGAGCUGAAGGAUGCGGUUAGGAAACUGAUCUGGGGGAGGUUUUACAGUACUCAUAAUGAUGCCUUCACUCUCCACUAA
Molecule: messenger RNA, 957 nt
Organism: Oxyura jamaicensis (ruddy duck)
Lineage: Eukaryota; Metazoa; Chordata; Aves; Anseriformes; Anatidae
Product: olfactory receptor 14A16-like
Exons: 1
Coding region: 1-957 (318 amino acids)
Biological process (GO): G protein-coupled receptor signaling pathway
Cellular component (GO): membrane
Molecular function (GO): G protein-coupled receptor activity; olfactory receptor activity
Source: RefSeq, a predicted model, not a curated record